CUGCUGGCUUGCUUGCUUGCAUGGCUAUAUAGCAAUCAGACGGACGGUAUAGAACACGUCGGUGCGUGCGUGACUCUGCGUGCGUGACUCCUUGCGUGUUUUCCUUGUGCAUUCGCGCUCAUCUCCUCCGCUGCAUCUUGUGGACUUAUCUGAUGUGAGAGGGGGAAGCCUGCAGCCAGUGAAACCUGCUCCACUGUGGAUGACUGAAGCUCAUCUACUGAGGACUCGGCAACCAUGAACAAGGUGAAAAACUUCAAGAGGCGUUUCUCCCUGUCUGUCCCUCGCACUGAGACCAUAGAGGAGAACGAGUUCACGGAGCAGAUCAACCAGCUGAACAUGAGACACACUCAAGACCUGACACCAGAGCGGUUGAGUUCAGCUUCAUACGAUGCCAGUCCUGUGAGUCCUGAGCCUACCACGCCCAGUGCCCACUCCCCCUCCCAUCUGCACUACCACAGCAAGGCCCAGCACAGACGCUUCUCUAUGGAGGAUGUCAGUAAGCGCAUGUCUCUGCCCAUGGACAUCCGUCUGCCCCCAGAGUUCCUCAAAAAGUUGCAAAUGGAGAGUGAAAACUCGCCCCUCUCCAAACCGCUCAGUCGAAUGUCCCGGCGGGCUUCACUGUCUGACAUCGGCUUUGGGAAACAGGAGACGUAUGUGAAGCUAGGGAAACUCGGUGAGGGCACGUACGCCACUGUGUUCAAAGGCCGCAGUAAACUGACCGAGAACGUGGUGGCUCUGAAGGAGAUCCGCCUGGAGCACGAGGAGGGAGCGCCCUGCACCGCCAUCAGAGAAGUGUCCCUGCUGAAAAACCUGAAGCAUGCGAACAUUGUUACAUUACAUGACAUCAUCCACACGGACCGCUGCCUCACACUGGUGUUUGAGUAUCUGGACAGUGAUCUGAAACAGUAUCUGGAUAACUGUGGGAACCUAAUGAGCAUGCACAAUGUGAAGAUUUUUAUGUUCCAGCUCCUCCGCGGUCUGUCCUAUUGUCAUCAAAGGAAAAUCCUGCACAGAGACCUAAAACCUCAGAACCUGCUCAUUAAUGACAAGGGGGAGCUCAAACUUGCAGAUUUCGGUCUGGCCAGGGCAAAGUCUGUCCCCACUAAGACAUAUUCUAAUGAAGUGGUGACUUUGUGGUAUCGACCUCCAGAUGUUCUACUAGGCUCCACGGAGUACUCCACGCCAAUCGACAUGUGGGGCGUGGGAUGUAUCCUGUAUGAGAUGGCCACGGGUCGACCCAUGUUUCCUGGGGCAACAGUGAAGGAGGAGCUGCACUUGAUAUUUAGACUAAUGGGGACACCCACAGAGGAGACCUGGCCUGGGAUCAGCAGUAACGAAGACUUCAGAUCGUACCUCUUUCCUCAAUACAGACCUCAAGCUCUCAUCAACCACGUACCCAGGCUAGAUACUGAGGGGAUCGACCUGCUAUCUGCCCUGCUCCUGUAUGACACGAGGAACAGGAUAUCGUCAGAGGCUGCACUUCGACACCAGUACUUCCAGAGUUUGGAGGAGAACAUUCACAACCUGCCAAACACCGCCUCUGUGUUUUCCCUCAGAGAGAUCCAGCUGCAGAAAGACCCAGGACAUCGCACUUCUGUGUUCCAGCCUUUAGCCCGUGGAAAAAACAGAAGACAGAGCAUCUUCUAGAAGUCAAAGGUCACCGAAGAGAGACUCACAGCACAGAAACCAACGCAGACGCACAAACUCACAAGCGUGUUCCAUUUGGAGAUACCCUGCAUGGACCUAACAGAGCACCGCUAUCACUACAUGGAUGAACGUGAUGAGUGAAACGGAUGCACUUUGAAUGCCUGUCUUCAUACAAACACAAAAACAAACACAAAAAAUAACAACAUCUUUGCUCUCACUACUACUAAAGCAAAUCACUGUUACAACUAAGCAUAAAGUUACAUUAUAGUAGUAUUAGUAAUCAUAAACUUCUUGUAGACAGAAGAGUGCUUUGGUCAUUCAAGAAAGCAAGAAAGGCAAACAAGUACACUGUAUCCCCAUAAUAUUCACCUUAAUAGGAGAUCUGGUACUGUUUGACAAGGGCAUACAUUGCUAAAGCGUUAAUUACUUGCUGGUACAUGUCAAAAUAUCAGAAUAACAAAGGUCUGGUUAAAGGAAUAUUUUAUCAACGACAUUAAUUUCAUUUGACACUAAGCAAAGUAUGUGGAAUUAUACAGUACAAGAACACUAAUGUACAGCUUCAACGAAAUGUGGUCUUAUGUUGAGAAAUGUUUCAACAUACCCAACACAUGUAAUUAUAUAUAUGUGUGUACAAAUGUGAAGCUUGGUAUGAAAGUCACAGAUGAAUUUAAAUGGUGUGACAGCUGUGAUUGGAUCGCUGCUUGUGAUCAACCUCAACAGUAGCAUUAGCGGAUAAAUAUAACAGCACAAAUACACAAAUACACUCUUGUCUAAAGGUACAGUAUCAUAGGUACUGGACGUGUUGCCUUGCUCCACGUGCCCGAUGUCCCUGGGUGGGUGUUUCCAUGACAGUGUUACAUACAUUCCAGUUAUUGAAGUUGCCUUAGUAAAACUGUGCAUGAUGUUCUGGCUUGUGGAGGUAGUUAAUCUAGUGAAGCCAUUGUUUUUGAGGCAUUUGCUUUGUGUCUGUAAAUAGUCUGUUUGAGUGUGUGGUGUGUCUCCUCUUUGCACAAACCAGAAGUGUCCUAUCAGGCUUGCUCCCUUCCCAUCUUUUUUUUUUAUCCUGUCUUUUACACAACCAAACCUCCCUUCAAAAUGAUGGAAUUUUAUGUCCUAAAUUUUGAGUAGCAGUUUUUACCAAUACCCUAGUGGACUUGGCUUUUACUUCAUUUGGACUACAAUUUGAUUCAGCUUGACUGGACUAUGAAUAUUUAAAAAUGUACUGACUUAUGGACCUAAUGACCCUUGACUUAAUACUAAAAGUGCAAUACAAAUUACUUGGCCCUCACUGUCCAAUUACAAGAUACAACCAUCAGUAUGAAAAUAUAAAUUCUAUGUAGAAACGUGUCUUGCUUGUGUAGAUACAGCAGUGGUUAAUGAAAUGGCUCAGUAUGAGGUGACUUCAUGUGGAAGACGUUGCACUUGUCCUCUAUAUGUCUUCCGCAUCUCUGCCAGUAGAAAAGUCAAUAAAUUGAAAACAAAAUUAGUGAACUUGCAAUAACUUGACUAACUUGUAAUUUGACACGGUCUAAAAAAAUCAAUUAAAUGCAAUAGUGCUCCCUAGUGGACAGAAGUCUCCAUACAAUGUAGCUGUGCUGCAAAGUACAGUGUGGCUGGAGGGCUCCUGUGCACAACUGACAUCCAACACAUGUAACAAUAGUACUGUUAGCCUUUAGCCUGGCUGCAUUAGGCCUUAGGUUUAAAAUUACCAGUAAAAUAAAACCAUAUCUUGACUAGAAGAAAUUGCAACUGUUCAAGUGCCCUUAGAAUAUAGACGCUUGCAUGCUCAAAAAUGCCACUACAGGUUUCUACCUCUUAAAGUAUUCUAUAGCCUGGGCCUGCACAGUUCAGCAUAGAUGAGAAUAGAUGAGAGAGAUCUUUUAACAGAGUCUUGAGGUCGUCAUUGCUUUUGCGUAAGGCACCCCACUCCCAAAUCUGUGGUACAAGUAUUACUUCAUGUUUAAUAAUAUUAAGAUAUUUUCUGCAAUGAAAAAAGAUUAUAUAUAGGUUUAUGUUCCCAUAUUUCUCAGUGACAUGUCUGCUGAAAUAGAGAAUUGUAUUUAAAAUAUUUAAAAUGUCUAAAUGUUUUAUAAAAGAUGUUUAGAUUUUGUAUGAUAUAAGAUGUGAUAUUUUGUGUGAUUUAUUGUCUACACUGCUAUGAGAAAAUGAAUGUAUUGUUAUUGCCAAGAGGUUUAAAAGUGAAUAACUGACUGAUUUAUGAAUAAACACUG
Periophthalmus magnuspinnatus is the source of this 3878-nucleotide messenger RNA. RefSeq names its product cyclin dependent kinase 18 (gene cdk18). Gene Ontology annotation, biological process: protein phosphorylation. Bases 235 to 1647 code for a protein of 470 amino acids. NCBI's taxonomy places the organism in Eukaryota, Metazoa, Chordata, Actinopteri, Gobiiformes, Gobiidae. Gene Ontology annotation, molecular function: ATP binding; protein kinase activity. The transcript is spliced from 16 exons. Gene Ontology annotation, cellular component: cytoplasm; nucleus. The record is from RefSeq and is a predicted model, not a curated record.